AUGGCGCGGCCGAUUGAAGAUAUGUCUAAGCGACGUACAUAUUCGAGUGAUGCCGUUUUUGCAGCUGUAGAUUUUGCAAAAGAAAACAAGAACUUUUCUGUAAGAAAAAUUGCAAGGGAAUUCGGAGUCCCUGAAACGACGUUGCGUAACAAAAUUAAUGGAAAAUUUGGAGUAAAAGUAUCGCUUGGAAGGCCUCCAGUAAUAAAUUUCCCUCUAGAACAAAAGCUUGCAGACCACUGUGCAUUUAUGGCACAAAUGGGUUACGGUUACACAAAAUGGCAAGUUUUAGAUAUAGCUAUGGAGUUAGCAAAGGCUUUGGGAGUCUCCGAUAAAUUUAGAAAUGACAAACCAAGUAAGCAUUGGUUUAACGGAUUCGUAAACAGAUUCCCCCACAUGAUCAUGAGAAAACCCCAAAAGCUAGAGAGAGUGAGAGCACUGUGUGUGUCUCCAUCUACAGUAGAUGCUUACUAUAAAGAACUGAAAUCAACUUUAGUAGAAGUUGACUUAUUUGACAAACCCUCCCGAGUCUGGAAUAUUGAUGAAACAGGUAUUACAUGUGAUUACAAUCCACCUAAAAUUCUUGCGUCCAGAUACACCCGAGUCAACGCAGUAACAUCUGGUAAGUCACCAACUACUACUGUAAUCGCCUGUGGGAAUGCGAUAGGUCACAGAUUACCACCUUAUGUAAUAUAUAAAGGUGAACGUCUUUGCAAAGAACUUGUUUCUGAUGGUCUUCCUGACACUAAAUAUACAACCUCAGCCACAGGUUGGUCUAACAGUGAAACAUUUCUUGAUUUCUUUAAGAAUCAUUUCUUAAAGUACGUCAAUCCCCCAGCUAUAGUACUGUAUGAUGGGCAUUUGACGCACAUUACCUUUGAUGUCAUUAAAGAGGCAAGACUCGUUGGAAUUCAUAUAUUUGUGUUACCUCCCCACAGCAGCCACAUCUUACAGCCAUUGGAUGUUGGUGUUUUCAGUCCGUUUAAGAGGACAUUUAGUGCUCUUUGUCAUGAGUAUGUAGACAACAAUAUCAAUAAAGUAAUAACAAGGUACCAGCUUCCUAAAUUAAUUGGCAAAUCAUACGACAAGGCACUAUCUCCAGGUAAUCUACAAAGUGCUUUCAGAACUGCUGGCAUCUACCCUUUCAAUCCUCAAGCAGUGAUUGAUAAACUGCCAAAGAAAACAGCAGAUUUAGAUGAGAACACGAAAACACUCUCGAGAAAGGAAAGACGGGAAGUAAAUGAGGUGAAACAGAUGUUUAUCGAGAAGGAAAGAAAAAUUGAACUUCAGAAAUCAGAAGAGACACCUGUAAAACAAGAUAAAUCUAAACAAGAGAACACGUCAAGGAGGUUAUUUAUACCAAAGUGUGGAAAAGCUGUCACGUGUGAUGAUUUCUUCAGUUUAGUACAAGAGAAGAAAGAAUUCGAGGACCAGAAAACAAAAGAACUUGAAGAAAAGAAGAACAAGAAACUUGAGAAAGAACGAAGAAAAGAUCUGGAUGAAAAGAAAAGUGCCAAAAAGUCAGUGAAAAAGCAGAAACAGAACAGCAGAAAACGAUCAGCUGAAACAGACAGAUGUGAUCAGGCAAAUGAAAGUACCAACCCUCAUAAAAGAAAUUGUGUAGAAGGAAUAAGUCAAGAGGCUGGACCUAGUGGAUUUUCAAAGGUUAUAGUAGAUAGUAAAAUCUUGGAGGACGAGUUGGAAGACACGGAAGUAUGCUUGUUUACAUUUACAGAUUGGUUUGAUUCUUCAGGGCGUAACGGCUUGUUUCGGGAGCUCAGAAAAAACUGUUUAUUGUCACCUAGACGCUACAACGGCUACAAUCAUGUUAAACUAAGUGCAGACUUUGACUUUAUACGUGCAAGUCAUAAAUGGACCGCCUGGAAAGAUGGUCUACAUCUGUCAGGUGUCGGACCGUCAGCUUGCGGAAUGCCAGCGUUAUUAUCUAGAUACCCAUCGAUGCACACAGGAACGGCUAGUGUUCUCUUUUACAACAAAAGAGCUGAAUAUUUGUCAUAA
Mercenaria mercenaria is the source of this 2016-nucleotide messenger RNA. RefSeq lists its product as uncharacterized. The coding region runs from base 1 to 2016 and encodes 671 amino acids. Gene Ontology annotation, cellular component: nucleus. Gene Ontology annotation, molecular function: DNA binding. The transcript is spliced from 4 exons. Lineage: Eukaryota; Metazoa; Mollusca; Bivalvia; Venerida; Veneridae. The record is from RefSeq and is a predicted model, not a curated record.